AUGACACCGGCACAUCAACUAUGCACUGUCCCCAGUAUUGUAUCGGCCGUUAAAAGCUUCAUUCCUCCACUGACUACUGACAAGUACAAGGGCCAGGCAGGGAGAAUCGCAGUUAUUGGUGGGUCAAAAGAGUACACGGGAGCUCCUUACUUUGCUGCGAUAUCUGCUUUGAAAGUGGGCGCAGAUUUGUCUCAUGUGUUCUGUGCCAGUGAAGCAUCAGUUGUGAUCAAGUCUUACAGUCCUGAACUAAUUGUCCAUCCAUUGCUGGAGCAGAUGUGUCUCAAUGUGUCUAGAGUCAUUGAAAAGGCAAGGUCAAUGAAGAUACCCAUGGUUAUUGAUGCUGACGGUGUGCAUUUGCUGACAAUAGAACCAGAUAUUAUAAAGAAUUAUGAAAGAGCAAUUCUUACCCCCAAUGCUGUGGAGUUUUCAAGGCUUUAUCAGAGUGUGCUUGGAAAGGAUCCCAACUGUGGAGUUGACACUGUAGCUGCGAGUGUUUCAGAGCUCAGCCGUGCAAUGGGCAACGUCACUGUAGUUCGUAAAGGUGCCGUUGAUAUCAUAUCGGACGGACACCAUGUUAUGCAGUGCGACGGUCAGGGAAGUCUACGUAGGUGCGGAGGCCAAGGUGACCUUCUCUCAGGCAGCAUGGGGAGUUUUCUACACUGGAGCAGUAUGGCUGUGGAGAAUGACACUCAGGAGCCGACACUGCGGAAACAUGGCGCGGGCGCGUGCGCGGCAUACGCCGCCUGCCUACUGACGCGCGAGUGCAACCGACUCGCCUUCCGCGACCACGGCCGAUCGAUGACGUGCAGCGACAUGAUCGUCGCCAUUCACCGCGCCAUGGUGGCGCUGUACGAGGAGGGGAGCGAGGAGAGUUGAAGGUAGGCGCGGGAGUGGAGCAAGGAGAGUUGAAGGUAGGCGCGGGAGUAGAGCAAGGAGAGUUGAAGGUAGGCGCGGGAGUGGAGCAAGGAGAGUUGAAGGUAGGCGCGGGAGUGGAGAAAGGAGAGUUGAAGGUAGGCGCGGGAGUAGAGCAAGGAGAGUUGAAGGUAGGCGCGGGAGUGGAGCAAGGAGAGUUGAAGGUAGGCGCGGGAGUGGAGCAAGGAGAGUUGAAGGUAGGCGCGGGGGCAGAUUAAAACGCGAACGGUGGUCGUUGCCGGAGCAGCGGGCGAAUGUGUCGGGAGUUGCGGAGAGUGCCUGCUGAUGUCUCGAGCGGUGCCGUGUGUUCGGGGGUUGGGCUACGUCAUUGUGUUUUCGAACCGCAUAUUAGCGAACAGGUCUGCAGCCGUUAGCUACACGUGUACAAGUGUGUAUUUACAACGUGAGAUGUUAAUGAGCAAGGAAUGAAGCUGCAAGACCGUUUACUUGUUGAAAUCUGUUCGGGUUUUGAUGUCGGAAGCGACUGAUGACAUUGAAUAGUGUGAACAGCGAGAAUAUGACGUGUGCCUGCCAAACUCUGAUUGGUUUUAUCAGUGAGGAAGAGUUUGCGUACAGUUUUGAUUGGUUUGGGCAGGUGCCCUAGAUCCGGUGAAACAGUCUAUUGGCAGAGCUGCAAGAAGUUGAGCUAUUAGGUAGACAGUAAGUUGGUAGAGGGAUCGUGUAGCAUCGAUGCAGAUGUUAGAGUAAUAUUAGGUGAUUUCAGUGUUAUACUGUGGCAGUAACUUGGAACAUGCUAUGGAAAUUUCGUGUUCCGGUUCAUGCUUUGGCUCAUAGGGUCUCUGUCCCCCAGGGUACUGCCGGACCGUACCGUGGGUACGGUCUGGUAUACCGGAAC
Molecule: messenger RNA, 1768 nt
Organism: Priapulus caudatus
Lineage: Eukaryota; Metazoa; Priapulida; Priapulimorpha; Priapulimorphida; Priapulidae
Product: ATP-dependent (S)-NAD(P)H-hydrate dehydratase-like
Exons: 9
Coding region: 1-876 (291 amino acids)
Biological process (GO): metabolite repair
Molecular function (GO): ATP-dependent NAD(P)H-hydrate dehydratase activity
Source: RefSeq, a predicted model, not a curated record